Hyaloscypha bicolor E is the source of this 336-nucleotide messenger RNA. RefSeq lists its product as uncharacterized. The transcript has 2 exons. NCBI's taxonomy places the organism in Eukaryota, Fungi, Ascomycota, Leotiomycetes, Helotiales, Hyaloscyphaceae. The coding region runs from base 57 to 287 and encodes 76 amino acids. The record is from RefSeq and is a predicted model, not a curated record.
CGAGAAGGUGGGCUACCAAGUCGGGCUGGUGAACACGGGCCAGGAGGGGAUCCUGAAUGCGCGUUCAGACAGUGCCGCUGCUUACUACUGUAUCCCCCCGUGGGGGGACUUGCUCAGCACCUGUUCGUGGUGUCCCCUACGAACCCGCAGCUCAUGCCCUGCGUCCCUGGUAUUACACUGCCUCCAGGGGACAGAGGAGAGUCUGCGAAGCCGAGAUUGAGCGGGUGGUUGCUGGAGGUGGCCCUUCGGGGGUCCUCCUUGGAGGAAAAGGAGCUCGUGGCCGCUGAUAGAGGUCUGCGGACCUCUUUAGAGGUAGAGGAACUCCAUACUACCACU